Nycticebus coucang (slow loris) is the source of this 3994-nucleotide messenger RNA. It is a transcript of the gene DEPDC1, whose product is annotated as DEP domain containing 1. The transcript has 12 exons. The record is from RefSeq and is a predicted model, not a curated record. The coding region runs from base 71 to 2506 and encodes 811 amino acids. Gene Ontology annotation, cellular component: nucleus; transcription repressor complex. Lineage: Eukaryota; Metazoa; Chordata; Mammalia; Primates; Lorisidae. Gene Ontology annotation, biological process: intracellular signal transduction.
UCGGCCGCGGGGCCGACGGUUGUGUCUCGACUGGCCGCAGCCAUGGCCGCCGCCGGGCGCUGACGGACCCAUGGAGGGUCGGGGCGGGCCUCCCGGGCCUUACCGGGCCACCAAGCUGUGGAAUGAAAUCACCACAUCUUUUCGAGCAGGAAUGCCUCUAAGAAAACACAGACAACACUUUAAAAAAUAUGGCAAUUGUUUCACAGCGGGAGAAGCCGUAGAUUGGCUUUAUGACCUAUUAAGAAAUAACAGCAAUUUUGGUCCUGAAGUUACAAGACAACAGACUGUCCAACUACUGAGAAAAUUUCUUAAGAAUCAUGUGAUUGAAGAUAUCAAAGGCAGGUGGGGAUCAGAAAAUCUUGAUGACAACAGUCAGCUGUUCAGGUUUCCUACAACUUCUCCACUUAAACCUCUCCCACGAAGACAUCCAGAAUUGAGAAAAAGCAGCAUAGAUAACUUUCCUAAAGACAAAGAUAGUACUUUUAAAUUACGAAACUUAUCUCGUAGAACUAAAAAGCAUGGAUUACAUUUCUCUCAGGAAAAUGUAGAAAAAAUAAAGGACGAAAUAAUUAAUGAAGAUCAAGAAAAUUUAGUCCAUAAUAGAGAAAUAAGCCAAGAAGAUGUUGAAGAAGUUUGGCGAUAUAUUAUUCUGAUCUACCUGCAAACCAUUUUAGGUGUGCCAUCUCUGGAAGAAUUCAUAAAUCCAAGACAAAUAAUUCCUCAGUAUGUAAUGUACAACGUGGCCAACACAAGUAGACACGGAGUGGUUGUACUGCAAGACAAAGCAGAUGACCUUCCUCACUGGGUAUUAUCUGCCAUGAAGUGCCUUGCAAAUUGGCCAAGAAGUAAUGAUGUGAAUAAUCCCACUUAUGCUGGCUUUGAACGCGAUGUAUUUAGAACAAUUGCAGAUUAUUUUCUAGAUCUCCCUGAACCUCUUCUUACCUUUGAAUACUAUGAAUUAUUUGUGAACAUUUUGGUUGUUUGUGGCUACAUCACAGUUUCAGAUAGACCCAGUGGGACACAUAAAGUCCAAGACCAUCCACAAUCUUCAAAAACCUUUCACGUAAACAAUUUGAAUUCCUUCAAAUCAACUGAGUGUCUUCUUCUCAGUCUGCUUCAUAAAGACAAAAACAAAGAAGAAUCAGAUCCCACUGAGAGACUACAGAUAAGUGGUCAAGGAUUUCAAGAAAGCUGUGCUGAGAACAUGCAGCUAGUUAAUUUAAAAAGCAGAAGAGUGAGCGCUGAUGACAUCAUGGGCGGAAGUUGUCACAAUUUAAUGGGCUUACGUAGUGUGCACGCUCUGUCCUCUAAUGCCAAACCCAGGUGCUGUUCUUUGGAAGGAAUUGUAGAUGUACCAGGGAGUUCGAGUAAAGAGACAUCCAGUGUCUUCCAUCAAUCUGUUCUGAACAUAGAAGGACAAAUUAAUAAACAUUUUUUAGAAUCUAAGCCCAAACAAGAAUUCCAAUUCAGUCUUCAUUCAGAGGAAAGUAUUCAAAAGCCAUUCAGUGCUGGCUUUAAGAGAAGCUCUGCUCUGACUGUUCAAGACCAAGAGGAGUUACAUAAUAGGAAAUGCAAGUCAAAACAGCUCUGUAGGUCUCAGAGUUUGCUUUUGAGAAGCAGUACAAGAAGAAAUAGUUAUAUCAAUAUGCCAGUGGCUGAAAUUAUCAUGAAACCAAAUCUUGGACAAGGCAGCACAAGUGUGCAAACAGCUAUGGAACGUGAACUCGGAGAGUCUCGUAUCACAGUCAAUAAAAGACUCUGCAAAAGCACAGUAGAACUCACAGAAAACGCUUCCCCUUCAGCUGCUUCUGUGUUGACUGGCACCCAAAGUUUGCUGAAACCUCACUUAGAAAGGGUCGCCAUCGACGCCCUGCAGCUAUGCUGUUUGUUACUCCCCCCACCAAAUCGUAGGAAGCUUCAGCUUUUAAUGCGUAUGAUUUCCCGAAUGAGUCAAAAUGUGGAUCUGCCUAAACUCCAUGACGCAAUGGGUACAAGGUCACUGAUGAUACACACUUUUUCUCGGUGUGUGCUGUGCUGUGCUGAAGAAGUGGAUCUUGAUGAGCUUCUGGCUGCAAGAUUAGUUUCUUUCUUAAUGGAUCAUCAUCAGGAAAUUCUUCAAGUACCCUCUUACUUACAGACUGCUGUGGAGAAACAUCUUGACUACUUAAAAAAGGGACAUAUUAAAAAUCCUGGAGACGGACAAGUCACUCCUUUGCCAGUUUACUCAUACUGUGAGCAGAUAAGUGCUCAGGAGUUUGAUGAACAGAAAGUUUCUACCUCUCAAGCUGCAAUUGCAGAACUCUUAGAAACUAUUAUUAAAAACAAGAAUUUACCUCUAAAGGAGAAAAGAAAAAAACUAAAACAGUUUCAGAAGGAAUAUCCCUUGAUAUAUCGGAAAAGAUUUCCAACUACAGAGAGCGAAGCAGCACUUUUUGGUGACAAGCCUGCAAUCAAGCAGCCAAUGUUGAACUUAAGGAAGCCGAAGUUCCGGAGUUUGAGAUACUAGUGGAGUUAAAGUCUGUUGCCCUCAGGGGGCUCUGGCGAAUGGGACUGUGUCUGAGAAUCCAGCUACUAGCAGCAAGUCCCUUACUAGCAGGGCUUUCCACAUAAACACGUUGUGUAGGGAGGUGCCAAAGUGGGUUCUCAACGUGAGGUUGCUAAGAAGCUCCUGGAUCUCCUCCUGGACCCUAACUGACCGCACACAGCAGUGGUGAUGCCAAAUGCUUCAACUGGACACCAUCUUCUGUUUUUAACAGAGCCAGAAGGAAAAGUUAUCAUGAUGUGUAGUACAAUUGUAUUUACUUGAAUUUUGAAAAUUGAGCUCUAUCCGUCAAGAUUAAGCUGUAAUUCUCUUUUUAAAAGAAGACUUACCUGUCUGUAUGCGUGCAAGUUCAUAGAUAAUCAGCCAGGGACUAGCUGUUCAGGGUCACCUCUUAGUUUCCAAGUGUAAGGAUGUGAAGAACACAAGAAAGCCCAGGGAGUUAAUCUCACCUGCUAAAUAUCGCACUCCUUUGCAUGUUUUCCUGUCUGCUUUUGAUCUAUUUAUAUAUGCAUGAAUUUUUAAAAUGUACAUAUAAGAUUUUGGUUUUGCCUUAAACAUUAUCUUAGCUGUUUCAGUCAGUCAUUUGUUCAAUAUAUUUUGAGAAUUAUUAUUUUGUUUUGUGGCAGUUUUUUUGUUUUGUUUUGGCCGGGGCCGGGUUUGAACCCCCCACCUCCGGUAUACGAGGCCAGCACCCUACUCUCUGAGCCACAGGUGCUGCCCCUUAUUCAAUAGAUUUUGAAUUCUUAUUUUCAUAAUCAACUAGAAGGUGGUGAUUUAAAAAGGAUAAGGCAAUCAUGUGUUCACUUAAAAGAUAUUUAUUUAGCACCUGCUGUGUGCCUUUCAUCAUUCCAAAUAUGUGGAGAUAAUGAUGAAUAAAACAGAAAAUAUCUUCCCUUAUUUAUUUUCUAAUCAAGGGAGAUACGCUUAUCUGAUGCUUAAAAUAACAAUACACUCACUGAAGCUGAGACACAAGGAACCCUUCGGCUGAAGACUUACUUCUGUGAUUAUGGCGUCCUCUCUAGCCUAGCAGUUUUUAACUGGUACACAUUAGAAUCACCUGGGGAGUUUUAAACAGUCUGUAUGCCCACGGACUACCUUUUUUGAUAUCUAUUCCAUAAGUGUAAAGAAAUAUAUAAUGUCUGGAAAGUAACAAACUCUUUUAAUAUUUAAUGACUUCUGAUUUUUAAAUGUAAUUUCAUAGUCUCAGCCUAUACAAUGACAAUAUUCCAUUUAAUCUUAUUUUUUAUAAACGUGGACAAAUUAUAAAUACUACCUUCAGCCCAGAAACCCUGACUAUAAAAUUAUUAGGCCAAAUUAGUAUUCUAUCUAAGGUGUUUGUAUGCAAAAACUUUUCCUGUUUGAAGGUAUGUGAUAAUGUGAAUUAUAUUACAAAUUGAGAUUAAAAAUACUGCAAGUUUGUAACAAUUUUUGUAUUUAUUGACAUUAAAUAUA